This is a messenger RNA of Arachis duranensis, 557 nucleotides long. RefSeq names its product ribonuclease 1-like. The coding region runs from base 114 to 557 and encodes 147 amino acids. Gene Ontology annotation, biological process: RNA catabolic process. Gene Ontology annotation, cellular component: extracellular region. The record is from RefSeq and is a predicted model, not a curated record. Gene Ontology annotation, molecular function: RNA binding; ribonuclease T2 activity. The transcript has 2 exons. NCBI's taxonomy places the organism in Eukaryota, Viridiplantae, Streptophyta, Magnoliopsida, Fabales, Fabaceae.
CAAAGAUCCCACAGCAUUUCACAAUACACGGUCUUUGGCCUACAAAUUUCUCGCUUCCUUGGCCAGCAAAUUGUGCUAAUAACCAGCCGAAGUAUCAUUUUGACAGAAGUUUGAUGACAGCGACAUUGCAAGGUCACUUAGCCCCUGAUUGGCCAAGUCUACUUCCAGGACAAUCGAAUAUGGAUUUUUGGACGGCGCAAUGGGAAAAACACGGAUCGUGUAGCGCUGAAAGGUUUGCUCAAUCUGAAUAUUUUGAAAAGGCUUUAUUUCAUAGACAUAAUUUGGACAUUGAUGGCGAAUUGAAGAAGGUUGGAAUAAUUCCCGAUAGAAUUAAAACUUAUAGUCGCAGUGCCAUUGUCAAUGCAAUAAAAAAGACCAAGACUCUUCAAGUUGAGCCCGAACUUGUGUGCUUCCCAGAUAACGGUAAUGCGUUAUUGUGGGAGAUUCGCGUGUGCUUUGAUGCGGACUUAGUUGAAAUUAUUCAAUGUCCUAUUAAUAAAUCCAAAGGUGUUAAUUUAUGCAAAACAAAGUCCAAUUCCAUUAUAAUACCUGUGUAA